CAUCUGCGUGCAGCUUUUAGAGUCAGCAUCACGUGUCAGUGCUAAACAAGUCUUCUCAAAAAUCAGACUGGAGAGCAUUUAAGCAGAGGCUGACCUCCAACACGCAGCCUAUGGAGUUCAACUAUGUCUAUUUUCAGGACUGUUUUAAAUGACUCUGUCAUCUUUCAUCCUCCAGGCUUCUAUAUCAUUGGAUUUCAGACAUUUCCCUUCAUCAGUGUCUAUUUCAUCUUUCUGGCAUUUGUCUAUGUGGUUACAGUGCUGUUCAACUGUUUGGUGAUCUGUGUAAUUGUCUUUAAUCAUUGCUUACACACUCCAAAGUUUCUGGCUGUUGUCAAUCUUGCAGUAAUUGAUAUAGUCCUUAACACAUGCCUUAUUCCCAACAUGAUAAAAGCAUUUCUUGUCAAGGACAACUUCAUUCCAUUCAACUUGUGUUUGGUACAAAUGUUUGUCUACUAUGCUUUUGGGACUUUGGAGUCAUAUGCACUUGCUAUACUUGCCUAUGACAGGUUGAUUGCAAUAUGUUUCCCUCUGCGUCACAACUCCAUCAACACACUGCGGAGCAUGUCUUGUAUUGUUGGCCUGUCUUGGGCUUUUGCUCUGGGAAUCAUUGCAUUUGCCGUGGCUAUAAUGACUCGACUGUCUUUUUGCCAAUCCCUCAAAGUGUUCAGCUAUUUCUGUGACUAUGCACCUGUGUUUAGACUCGCCUGUAAUGAUUACUCAAUGCAGUGGUCUGUGGCCAAUUUUCUUACUUUCUUGCUCCUUGUAGGACCCUUUACUUUUAUUCUUCUGACAUAUACGAGCAUCCUGGUGACUGUAUUCAGGAUGAAAUCUUUAGACAGUCGAGUCAAAGCUUUGGCUACUUGUGUUGAGCAUAUCAUCCUUGUUGCUGUAUUUUACAUUCCUCUCAUUACCAUUUUUACUAUAGGGUUUAAUCUGCGUUUAAUUGACCCAGACCAGCGUGUGCUGAGCCUGUCGCUGGCCUCUUGUAUCCCACCCUGCGUCAAUCCUAUUGUAUAUUCUCUGAAAACUAAAGAGAUCAAAAUCAGAGUCCUGGCGCUGGUAAGGAAAACUAAAAUCUGUACAGACCAACAAAAGAACAAACCUUGGAGGGUUAAUAAAAGAUCGCAUAAGUUCAGGUAGUGGGUCAAAGGGCUACCUAGGCUCUUUUUGUCCAGAUUGCUUCAUUACAACAGGUUUAAUAUGGGCUUUAAGAUGAUGUGUUUUGACACUGCACAGGUGUUGUGUCGAAGUCGGUUUCCCCUUACUUCACCUGACCUCAACCCAACGCAUUUUUGCAUGUGAGGUUUGGAUUAUGUCUGCAAGAUUGUGUUCAUAUAUAUAUAUAUAUAUAUAUAUAUAACAGAUAAUUUGUCUACCUCCUGAUGUUGCUUGUGAUGACAAACUUAACUACAUUUACAAAUUCCAAAUGCUUGAACUCCUCUACAAUGUUAUACUUGAUGAGAUGUUCCACUGAUUAAAACUACUGAAUUAUUACUUUAGCAGGGCAGCUAUGAGUCAGAUCAGUGCAUCAUGGGGGAUGCUCUCACAGCAGCUGAUGUCAUCGUAUGUCUCACUGAUUAAUUUGGCACCUGUUUAUGAUUCCAUGUAUCCUGCUAUCUGAUAUCAUGUGGUGUCACCAUGCAGCCCCGUCUCCUAAAAAGUGUACCUUUUUUUCUCUUCACCACAGGGAAAUUAUUAUACCUGUUUAUGUUUAACCUAAAAGCACUUAAGUUGUGUAAAUAUCAUUUAAGUAGACUAAAAACAUCAUCAUAUGUGU
Epinephelus moara (kelp grouper) is the source of this 1777-nucleotide messenger RNA. RefSeq names its product olfactory receptor 1M1-like. NCBI's taxonomy places the organism in Eukaryota, Metazoa, Chordata, Actinopteri, Perciformes, Serranidae. Gene Ontology annotation, cellular component: membrane. The coding region runs from base 124 to 1140 and encodes 338 amino acids. Gene Ontology annotation, molecular function: G protein-coupled receptor activity; olfactory receptor activity. The record is from RefSeq and is a predicted model, not a curated record. Gene Ontology annotation, biological process: G protein-coupled receptor signaling pathway. The transcript is spliced from 2 exons.